AUGUUCAUUUCUAAAUGUACUUAUGUUCUGCAAAGACUUUUCUUUUUUAUAGGGCUAUCCUUAGCAGAACAAAGAACGGCUAGUCAGUAUGGCAUUGACGAAAUCACUUUAUCCGCUGGAACAGUUGAGCCCCUUCCUGAACUUCAUCAUUCUUUGAUAGGAUCUAAUAAUUCCAUCUUUGAAAUUAAUUCUUUAGAUUAUUCAGCGAAUUAUACCACCGACGAUUUAUGGUCUUCUGAAUUUUCAGCGCCUUUAACUGAAUAUUCCAACCUAAAUAGUUCAAUAGUGGGGGAACGAUUUGCUGAUUAUUUUAAUUCUUUAAAUUUUGAAGGAAAGGCGGCACUGGCUGCUUUAAACGCCCUAAAGCAUUCAUACGGCUCUUCGCAUGUCCGGAGGUUCACCCCUUAUGAGCUUUUUGGGCAAUCACAAUGGAUUGAAGAAGCCACCGAAAUUAAUCAUGUCGGUUGGUCAAUUAUGUUCGACAACCUUGGCCGAUACUUCACAUUGGAAUUAAGAGGACUUCGUGAACUUACUUUCUCCUUCUUCAUUCUCUUUGCCCUACUACCUAUUGCUACUGGGGCCCUGACAGUUUAUAUUUUUAAAAGAAGAUAUUACGCCGUAACUUUUAAUGAAAAGGGUCGGUCAAAAGAAUCCAUUAGACAACUUCAAGAAAAUUCUGUCGUGGAUUUCGAUGAUUCGUCAAAAUCUUCAGCAACUCUUGCUUUACCAGACAACGAUGAACCAUUAGUAGUAAGGGAUCCUCCCCAUGAGCGUUUAAGCAUUUUAUUUGCUACCCUCGAAUAUAACAUCCCGGACUGGAACAUCAAAAUUAAAAUCGGCGGUUUGGGAGUAAUGGCUCAGCUUAUGAGCAAUAAUCUAAAACGCUACGAUUUAAUUUGGGUAGUACCUUGCGUUGGUGAUAUUGUUUAUCCGGUUGCUGAGACAGCACCUUCUAUCAUUGUUAAAACUGUCAACCAACAGUACGAGGUAAAAGUUUACUAUCACUACCUUGAAAAUAUAAAAUAUGUCAUCCUUGAUUGUCCUAUCCUAAGGAAGCAAACGUCUCGCGACCCAUAUCCACUCCGUAUGGACGAUUUCUCAUCUGCUAUCUUCUAUAGUAUAUGGAACCAAUCUAUUGCAGCUGUGAUGAUGCGUGAAAAUCCUGACAUUUAUCAUAUUAAUGAUUAUCACUGCGCUCUAGCUCCUUUAUAUAACCUUCCCAAAAUUGUGCCCUGUGCUGUCUCGUUACAUAAUGCAGAAUUCCAGGGUCUUUGGCCUCUUCAAUCGGAAAACGAUUUAAGAGAUGUCUGUGGACUUUUCAAUAUUCCUAAGUCGGUUUGUAAGAGCUACGUUCAGUUCGGUAACGCUUUCAAUCUAAUGCACGCUGCAGCCUCGUAUGUUCGUAAGCAUCAAUCUGGCUUUGGUGUAGUUGGUGUUUCCGAUAAAUAUGGUCACCGAUCCUGGGUUCGUUAUCCUGUUUUUUGGAGUUUAAAGAAGGUUGGACAUUUACCUAAUCCCGAUCCAACUGAUGUCGAUCCUGUUAUAAGUUCUGAACCAAAACAAUUGCCUAGCUUUGCGGAGUAUAAUGAGAAGAGAAAGGCUGAAAAAAGAAAGGCCCAAGAAUGGGCUGGUUUAACUGUUGAUGAUACAGCUGACCUUUUAGUGUUUGUCGGACGUUGGUCCGUUCAGAAAGGUAUCGAUCUCAUCGCUGACCUUGCUCCUACAUUGUUAGACAAAUUUAACACCCAGAUCAUUGUUGUUGGUCCUGUAAUUGACUUACACGGAAAAUUUGCUGCUGAAAAGUUUGCAUACAUUAUGGAGCGGUAUCCCGGACGCGUUUUUUCUCGUCCUGAAUUUGUUCACCUACCUUCAUUCAUAUUUGAUGGUGCUGAUUUCGCGCUAAUACCUUCUCGUGAUGAACCCUUUGGAUUGGUAGCAGUUGAAUUUGGUAGAAGGGGAGCUAUCUGCAUUGGUGCUCGUGUAGGUGGGUUGGGAGAAAUGCCUGGAUGGUGGUAUGCGGUUGAAUCUUCAACUACUCCUCAUCUCUUAAAGCAGUUCGAAACGGCUUGCUGCAGAGCUUUGAACUCUCCAACUACACUACGUCAUAAUCUUCGCAUGGCAGCUAUUCAGCAACGCUUUCCUGUUACUGAGUGGGUCGCCUUGUACGACAAGCUAAUAAAGAAAUGCAUCAAAACCCAUAAAAAGGCUGUUAAAUCAGUCCCUGUCAAUGAAAAAUCCAAUAGCAAUUCUACUCCUCUACCGAGUAUCGAAGUCAAUGAUACGAACGGAACUAUGGUUGCAAAUAAACAAAGCCCUGAAGUUGAAGAAGUCCCUGAUGCUUCAGAACCAACUAACUCAGCAGGUGAGAGGAAUCGUGUAGUACAUGGGGAACUUAGUCCGGAGAAACUUGACGAGAUUAUGGAGACUGAUAAUGAUUCAGUUGCGUCCUCGGUAGGCAGCCGGCCUUUAUCGGAAUUAACUUACAUAUCUCAAAGUUCGAUGAACCUUGGAUCUAAACUCGACGUGAGAUUUAUCGACGCAAACGGAGUUGCGAUUUCAGAGUUUUCUUCAGCCUUAAGUGAUUUGACAGCGGAAAAUUCGAAAACGAAGCUAUGUAUUGAUAACUUCUUGGUGAAGGUUUUACAGAAAUGGUACAACGAAGAGCAUCAUUACUAUCGAACGGGCUUUCGUCCUCGUUUUUACAAAUAUUUAAAAACAAAAGGUAAGAAACCUCGAGAAGUUGAUGAUGGCUCUAGUGUGCUUUCCGAAAGGUCAUUUAGAGAAGGAUUUGGGCCUGUCAGAGGUGUCGCUGGUCAUCAGUUGUCUACAUGUCAACGAGUAAUGUACGUGAAGGUGGUUGGUUGGCCGCUCUAUGCUAUUUUUCUUGCUCUUGGCCAAAUCUUGUCAAUCUCUUCGUUUCAUUUGUCUCUUUUAUCCGGAUUUGAAAGAAAUCAUAUUGCCUCUCUAUAUGUAGUAAACGGAAUAUUUAUAUUAUCUACCUUUUUCUGGUGGGGUCUUUACAGAAAUUUUGCAAGCAUUCAUUGUUUGUCGCUUCCGUUUACCGUAUAUGGCUUAGCAUUCAGUAUGACCGGUAUCUCAUCUAUGCCUUUUAUUCCAUUUACAACGAGAGGUUGGCUGAGUUAUGGUGCUACCUGGAUCUAUGCUAUUGCAGCAUCUAGUGGGCCUUUGUAUUUUACUCUGAAUUUUGAAGAUGAACAUACUAAAGGCUUAGGCUCUUGGGUUACUCGCGCUUGUAUUUUACAUGGUCUUCAACAGUUGUGGACAGCUUUGCUUUGGCUUUGGGGAACAUUAUCCAGUCAUUUAGAUUGGAACUAUUCCAUUUUAAUUAAACCCAUGAACAAUAUCCUUGUUGCAGCCGCUGUUUUUCCAAUUGCUUUCGUGCUUAUGCUAACUACCAUUAUGUUGUACAAAGGUUUACCUCCUUUUUAUCGACAAACACCCGGGAGCAUACCAGCAUUUUCGAAGGCUUUAUUCCAUCGCCGUGUAGUUAUAUGCUUCUUACUAAUGGUAAUUAAUCAAAACUUCUGGAUGUCUUCAUUAAUCAGUCAUGGAUGGAGAUUCUUUUGGAAUUCUGAACUCACAGUACUAUGGAAAGUUAUUGUUAUGAUGAUAUGUUUCCUUGUAUUUUUGUGGGUUGGACUAUUAGCUUUAUUAGGGAAGCUAUCAAAUACUCAUACUUGGUUGAUUCCUGUGUUGGGUCUAGGCUUUGGAGGAAUCAAAUGGCUUCAUGUAUUUUGGGGAACCUCUAAUAUCGGAUUCUUUUUGCCCUGGGCUGGAAUUUCAGGAGCAUAUCUAGGACGUGCACUAUGGCUUUGGCUGGGAGUUUUGGAUUCUAUCCAAGGAAUUGGAUGUGGUCUUAUUCUUCUCCAAACGCUUUCUCGAAGACAUGUGACAAACACUUUAUUAAUUGCGCAAGUGAUUGGUGCUUCAGUUACACUUUUGGCAUCUGCGAUAUCACCCACCAAGACUGGACCUGGUAAUGUAUUCCCUGAUAUAACUGCAUAUACAACAGUUGAUGGCGUAAAACCAAUCGCUAAUGCUGCUUUUUGGAUAUGUCUUUGCGUAAAUGUUAUUUUAUGUGGUGUCUAUCUAAAAUGCUUCCACAAAGAAAAUAUAAACAGGCCUUAG
This is a messenger RNA of Schizosaccharomyces octosporus yFS286, 4149 nucleotides long. Its product is annotated as alpha-1,3-glucan synthase. The coding region runs from base 1 to 4149 and encodes 1382 amino acids. Gene Ontology annotation, cellular component: fungal-type cell wall. The record is from RefSeq and is a predicted model, not a curated record. The transcript has a single exon. Gene Ontology annotation, biological process: fungal-type cell wall (1->3)-alpha-glucan biosynthetic process. Lineage: Eukaryota; Fungi; Ascomycota; Schizosaccharomycetes; Schizosaccharomycetales; Schizosaccharomycetaceae. Gene Ontology annotation, molecular function: alpha-1,3-glucan synthase activity.